AUGGGGCGGCGUCGAAAAGUGCCUGCUGAGCCGGCUGAUGUAGCCGGUGCUGGAGUUGGAGAUGAGGACGAGGAGGGAGCCGAGGAUCCAGCCGAUGCAUGCGCUUCCGAGCCACCCAAGCCUGAGUCUGAGCCGCCUGAUCCCAAGUCGAAGGCAAAGCGCAGACGGAAGAAGUCGCCAAAGGCGAUGUCUUCUGAACCGGUUUCCGAGUCUGCGGCUGCGGCCGUUCCUGUCCGUGCUCCGAAGAUCAGAGCGAAGAAGUUGGUGCAGGCGGCACCUUCUGAGCUGGCUCCUUCAGAGCUCGAUGGAGAGCUCGAUGCAGAGCUCGGUGUGGCACGUGCAGUGCCAGCAGCUGACACAGACUCGGACGAGAUGCCGCUUGAUCGCUUUGCUGUCAUGAUAGCAGGCCAACCCAAAGCGGCAGAGCCAAAGGCAACGGGUAAGAGCAAGGCCCGCGCCCGGAGCAGCAGGCCGAAAGGACGUGCCAAGGCCAAGGCCAAGGCGGCCCAUGAGCCAAAUCCAUGGGAGCUUCCUCCGGAUCCAGGUCAAUUGCGGAUUGCGCAGAAUAUGACGCUGGCCGAGAUGAAGGAUGAGUCUGCUGACAACGAGGACGAGGUUGUUGGUAAGGGGGCAGCUGAGAGUUCGGCUGUUAGCGAAGAGGCUUCAGAUCAUGAUGCCCAGUCGUCCCGGUCAUCUCGGAGCCCAGCCCGGAGUCACCGGAGCGGGACUGGAAGUGGAAGUGGUUCGCAGCUGUCGCCGGAGGCAGCAGCGGCUGCGGGGCAGCACUUCUGGCACUGUGUGCAGUCAGACGAUGAGGGGAAGGACAGCCAAACGGAGGCUCAUGUGGACAUCGCUGUUGUACGAGGCCCAGGCCCAGAUCAAGUCCGCAGCAGGUGUGAUCUUUUUCAGUUCCCUCGUCGCCACAUCGAGCGGCUGCACAAGCACUUCGGCGCGGAGUCCAUAGAGCGGUUGAACCAGAACAUGUCCUCCAUGAAACUCAUGUCGCUGUAUUCUGGACUGGGUGGUGCGGAAUCAGCGACCAGUCUUUUGAGACAGGCUCUCACGAGUCACGUCGCGGAGCAUGCCAUGCCGAUACUGCCUGCGAAAGGCAGUCCGUGCACAUUGGCGUGCGACUCCAACACAAACUGCAAGAAAGUUUUGAAAGCGCUGCCAGAUCCGCCAAAGUUUCUCAUUGGCAAGAUGGAGGAUUUCGUGAAGGCUGAUGCCCUUCCAGCUCUCAAGCACACCAUCGGCAUGUUUCGAAACGAGUGCUCGAAUCUCGUCCGAGCCGCAACGCAAGCAAAAAAGGCCGGGAUGGUCAUGGUGGGGGCUCGAAAGAAGCUUGGCCGCCUGUCGCAGAAGCUCGUUGCCAUGCUCAUCCAGCAGAUCGAGUCGGAGAGCAUGUUGAAGGCUGCCGUGAUGGCAGAGUCAUCCGAUGUGGUGAACCUGCGUGACCUUGCAAGCGGCCUGCUGGUGCUGGUCGCGGGCUCCACUUGCCGCGACUGGAGCAGCAUGGGGUCGCGGAAGGGGUUCCUUGGCGACAGCGUUCUCGCGUUCGCCAUACUGUUGGCGAUUGUGAGAUCGACACGCCCGGCUCUGUUCUUGCACGAGUGCACUGCAAGCUUCAAGUGGGCCAUCUUCGCAAAGCUCCUCCCUGGGUAUGACAUCGCCCAGCACUACACCGAGCCCCUGGACUUUGGCUUCCCGGUGCGCCGGCAUCGCUCCUACACGGCUUUGGUGCGCGCGUCGACCUUUCAGCUGGCGUUUCCGCUGUCAGAGAUGCACAGACUGUUUAUCUCGCCUGCUGUCGAUUGUCGCGUCUUCCUCGCUGCGUCGAGAGCGGAGGCCAUGUAG
Molecule: messenger RNA, 1854 nt
Organism: Symbiodinium sp. CCMP2592
Lineage: Eukaryota; Dinophyceae; Suessiales; Symbiodiniaceae
Source: the annotation of a GenBank genome assembly